This is a messenger RNA of Diversispora eburnea, 2580 nucleotides long. The record is from the annotation of a GenBank genome assembly. NCBI's taxonomy places the organism in Eukaryota, Fungi, Glomeromycota, Glomeromycetes, Diversisporales, Diversisporaceae.
AUGCUUGAUGCUACUUGGAACAUUAUUUCUACCAAUUCUGAUCUUACUACUUCUAAUAUGGAUAAUAUGGAGACAAAUAAAACAAAUAAACAAAUUCCUUCGAAUAUUUCACCGCCAAGACGUAAAAGGACACGCGAUGAAUAUGUAGCAAUAUUAAAGAUGCCAGCUAAUGGAAUUGCGACGCGUCUAAGAAGUAGUAGAAGAGGACGUCCACCUAAAAGAACUCAUAAUAAUAAAAGGAGAAGGGAUUUAAAAUUUUAUCAAGAAAGUGCGGCACCGAUUUCUAAAGUUGAAUUUGAUCCACCAAAACCUCUUUCAGGAGAAGGAACAGUAAAUGGUGAUGGAACGAUAAAUGGUGGAAUAAAUGGAACAACAAUAAAUGAAACAACAAUAAAUGGAACAAAAAUAAAUGGAACAAAAAUAAAUGGAACAAAAAUAAAUGGAACAAAAAUAAAUGGAACAAUAAUAAAUGGAACAAUAAUAAAUGGAAUAAGUAAUGCUCCAUCCUACAAACCGCGCGCUAUAAUCCUCGCAGAUUGGGGUAUCGCUUUACGUAAAAAGUUUCUUUGUCAAUACCUUUUACAUGGAAAAGAUUUUUUAAAGAUUUCCACAAAUUUAAAUAAAACCCAUAAACAAGUGGUAGAAUUUUAUUAUUUAAUUAAACAUGACGGUGAUUUUCGUCGUGCCAAGGAACUUCGAAGGGAUACCGUCUUACACGCCGAAAAGGUGGAAGAACUUUUUGAAUUCGUUUUAAAAUACAAUCAAAAUCCCAAGGCUUGGCAGGGUGAUAAAAGGCGUGGAAGGCCACAAUUGGUUGAGACAGUUCGUACCGCAUUAAAUGAUUUUGCCAAAACUAAACUUGGGGUAAGUGGUGAUAAGGCGGCUCCCUCCAAAGAUGAUCCAUUAUAUUUAUUGUAUGUUCAAGCACUUAGAAAAUCAGUUGAUGCUAUUGCGGUUGCUGAAGUGGCACUCGAAGACAAUGAUACAAGUAAAGAAAGUGCUCAUGAUUUAUUGGAAAAUACUUAUGAAAUCAUCAUUUCAUGGUUAGACAAAGAAAAAGGUGCAUCGAUUACAGAUCCGAAAGUAUUUCGUGAUCUUGCCGCACAUUGGGAAAAAGAUUUUAUGGAAGAUAUGCGAACAUUAAAUGUUUGUCCUUCAGAUAUUUUAACGCGAGUUAGUGAAUAUGUACCCGAAAUUGUUAAAUAUAUUCAAAAGAUAAUUGAUAAUGGUUACGCUUAUGAAACUGAUAAUGAAAAACUUAUUGAAGAAGGUGAAGGUAGUUUGGGUAGUAAGUUACAAGGGAAAAAAAAUAAAAGUGAUUUCGCUUUAUGGAAAAAAAGUAAACCAGGUGAACCAUUUUGGGAAUCUCCUUGGGUUAUUGGUGAAAAUUUGGAUAUUCACUCCGGAGGAAUUGAUUUGGCAUUUCCUCAUCAUGAUAACGAAUUAGCACAAUCUGAAGCUUAUCAUGGAUGUAACCAAUGGGUUAAUUAUUUUAUUCAUGCCGGUCACUUAAAUCUUGAAGGUCAAAAGAUGAGUAAAUCUUUGAAAAAUUUUAUUACCAUAAAGCAAGCGUUAGAAAAAUAUACAUCUAGACAAUUACGAUUUUGUUUCCUUCUUCAUCAAUGGGAUUCAAAAUUAGACUUUAAAGAUUCUAGCCUUGCCGAAGCAAAAAAUAUCGAGACAAUUCUUAAUAAUUUCUUCGUCAAUGUCAAAGCUUUAAUAAAUGAACACAAGCACUCCGCAUAUUUAUCAGAUGGAACACAUCAAUAUCUCAAUCCCGAAAAAGAACUUUUAAAUGUUUUCCGAGGGAAACAACAAAACGUUCACGCAGCACUUUGCGAUUCAUUUAACACACCAACUGUAAUUUCGGAAAUAAUGGAUUUGGUUUAUAAAACUAAUAUCUAUAUCGCUAGUGGAAGGUCCAAAAUAAAUAUUAAUAUCAUUGAAAAUAUAGCAAAUUAUGUAACUAAGAUGUUAAGAAUUUUUGGAGUUAUAGAAAGUUCCGAAUCUAAAGAAAUUGGAUUUGGAGUAUCCGAAAAACAAAAAUCUGUUAACAAAGAAGAAAUUGUUCUUCCAUAUCUUCGCGUAUUAUCAAAUUAUCGUGAUAAUAUUCGUGAAUAUUCUAGGCAAAAAAAAGAUUUCAGUGAAUUUUUAAAAUUAAGUGAUAAUUUAAGAGAUGUGGAAUUAAUAGAAUUUGGAGUAUCAUUAGAUGAUCAAGAAGAUGGUAAGGCUUUGGUAAAAUUUGUAAAUAAAGAAGAACUUAUUAAAGCUCGGGAAGAAAAAUUAAAAGUUCAAGCGGAAAAAUUGGCAAGAAAAGAAGAAAUGGCUAAAGCUAAAGAAGAAGAAAGAAAGAAAAAAUUGGAACAAGGAAAAUUGGCACCAGAAGAUAUGUUUAAAAAUGUUAAAGGUGAAAAUGAAGAAAAUGCAUAUUCGGCAUUUGAUGAACAGGGAAUUCCAACUCAUGAUAGCAAAGGAGAAGAACUUGCUAAAAACAGGGUGAAAAAGUUAAAGAAAGAAUGGGAAACUCAGAAUAAAUUACAUACAGAAUAUUUAGCCUCUCUAGAACAAAAUAAUAACGAU